Molecule: messenger RNA, 3815 nt
Organism: Eriocheir sinensis (Chinese mitten crab)
Lineage: Eukaryota; Metazoa; Arthropoda; Malacostraca; Decapoda; Varunidae
Product: EF-hand domain-containing protein 1-like
Exons: 14
Coding region: 70-1665 (531 amino acids)
Source: RefSeq, a predicted model, not a curated record
AGGAGACAGGUGUGGCGGCCAGUCCUUGAAGCCUGGAGGUGAGGACAGGAGGUGAAGAAGAGCCACGCCAUGUCAGACCUGCCGCUGCUGCCCGGGUACACGUUCUCCACGCCCGAGCAGAGGCAGCGCCCUAUCCGGCAAAGUUUGGGCUGGAGCAAGGGAGUGCCUCUUGUAGGACCUCCCCUGCAGCCCCUUCUGUCCGAGGCCGACCAGCAGGACCUUCUGAGGGAGGAGAGAAGACUACAGUUCGCAUCCCGCCCCCGCCGUGCCUCCACCCCCCCAAAGUUCCUGCCGGAGUGGGCGGUGUUGGACAAGAAGGUGCUGCGGUUCAAGGGAUAUUUCACUGAGCAGGUGGAGGGCGGGCGGCAGGUGUGUUGUGUGCGGCCUGUCAUCAUCUACUAUUACCUGGUGGAUGACGCAAUAGCCGUCACGGAGCCCCGGACACCUAACUCCGGGCUGGAUCAGGGUCGCCAGCUGAGCCGCCAGCGAGUGCCUCACCCGGACGGCGGCUUCUGGCACUGGACGCACCUCAACCUGGGCGAGACACUGAACCUCUACGGCCGCCACUACAUCAUCUGCGACUGCGACCCCUUCACUAAAGAGUACUUGCUGAGUGAGGGGACAGAGCUGGGCAGCCCUGUCCCAAUCCCUCCUGAUCCCUACACCCUCAUGAGACAGUCCAGAGCCGAGACGCCCCACCGAAUCUCCGACCUGCGGCCACACUCAGCUCCCCAGAUACCCCCCCAGCUGAGAGGCAUCCUGCUCAAGUUUGACGUCAUGGUGGAGGAGAUGGAGAACAGCAAGUCCACCGCCAACCCCGCCGUGCUGCUGUACCGGCCACAGGACCUUACCGUGGAGCUCCGGCAGCCGUCAUACUUCGACCACACGGAGAUCAGGAAGUUCAGCCCCGUUAUCCUUCGGGCCAUCAGAGUGCCGCUGCGUGACUCUGGAGGUUCCUUCGUCAACAUCGGGGAGGAGGGUGAGCGGGGUGAGUGGCUGCUGCCUCGCCACCUGAUUCCUCCGGCCACUGUGACCAUCUUUGGCAGAAGGGUACUGGUGACGGGGUGCGACGCCUUCACCCAGCGGUUCCUGCAGGACAACUAUGGGGCAGACAACGUUCCCGGCAUGAAAGUCAUUGAAACUAGAAAGCCUGAUGAGUCUGGGUCAAGCGGCAAGACUCAGAGUGACAUUGUCCCUCGGAGCAGAGCGCGGCGCGGCCUCCUCAUCCCUGAAGAUGCUACGGUGCUGCGGUUUUCGGCCAAGCUGCAUCCCUCGUUCGAUGCUGAAGGAGACCGCAGCUUCAUCCUGAUCUACCACGUGGUUGACGCAACGCUGGAGCUUUCUGAGAAGGCCAGGCCAGGAGGACUAGGCGGACGAACCUUGUCCAGGAUGAGGGUUCCCAAGCCUCAGACGGAGGGCGACAGGGAAAGGUCUUGGGGCCCGGACUUUUACACACUUGAUGACAUUUACAUUGGAGCCCCCCUGACCCUGUGGGGGCAGCAGUACCUCAUCACCGGGGCCGACAGACACGUGCUCAACUACGCCCGUCAGCACGAGGACCAAGUGUCCCCCCAGCUGCUGAGCUCCCUGAUGCAGCACUUCAACGAGAACUCCCACCACCAAGGAGGAGCCAACCAGGAACAAGAGAAUGAUAAUAACAACUGAGCAACACUUGGAGGAGCAGGGUGCCUGAGCAACAUGGACGACACAGUGUGGUGAAGAAGACUGGAUUGCUUCAUACAUCUUGAUAUUCUCUUUAUUAUGGGCACUUGGUAUUGAUACAGUAUACUAUAAUUUAAAUAUAUAUAUAAUAUAUAUCCAUCAUUAAUACAUACUGAAACACUAUAAUACACUGUGUUGGUUACCUGAAUAGGCUGUGUUACAAACAUAGUAUGUUGGCUGAAGGCAACAUCAAGCUUCAUGUUAACAAGAAAUAAUAUCUGUAAGUAAUUCACAAACAGUACAUAAUAAUAUUUAUUACUUUAGCUAAACAAGUAAUCCUUUCAGAGUGAUUUUCAUUACAGUAAAAUUAUAAUGUGGAUUUUGCAAGAGCUCAACCUAGAAAUUUCCAAGAUAAGCAUCAUCAAAAUACAACAGAAGUGAAGUGACCAAACUGAAGACCACAGUUGUGUAUUUCACGGCCCACAGCCCUAGGCCCUCAUGGUUAUGUACAGUAUAGUUCACGAGUUGUAUCAAAAUAUCAGUGACAAGGUCAAGUUGUAGUGCUAAAACUGAUGGAAGAGAACAUGGCAAAGGAUCGGCCUGCCCACAAAAUAAAUAUAUGAAAAUAAACUGCCCCAUAAAAUACCUUCACUACUCUAGUUAUGAGGAGGGCCUUGUGAUGCAGGACAGGUGGCAAACAUGGCUUCCAUCAUGCACUGGGGUUGACGGGGGAAGCGGUGGGCGAGGCUUGGCUGGUCUGGGAGUCUUAACACUACAACACUAGUCGUCACAAAAUAAGAGGAUGCAUGCAGGAACGAAGGGAACUAAGCUGCACCUAAUACCUUGUCAGGUGUGCAUAAUCUCUGAAAGGGGUUGAAAAUAUAAAACUACAGGCAAGGUAGAAGAAGCCCAGUAAUACAGCUAUGUUCAGUGUUCCUAUAUUACAGCAUUUCAGUUUCAUUUAAGGUCUCUCGGAUACCAAUCACUAGUCAGUUAUCCUUCACGCAAACUCAUAAAAAUGAAAGUAUAAAGAAAUUUACACUAGUCAAACUCUUACAGUAACUUCAGCAUGGUGAUGUACAAGGAUGUGUUAAGACAGUGUACAAAGGGACCUGUGUGGCUAUAUUCUGCACACUGUGUAGAUAUAAUCAAUUACAUCAGCAGAGCAAACUGUUUUUGAUGCAGUCUAUGUUGGCCAGAUUUUUUUAAAGAAUUUUUGACCACUAGAGUUGAGAAUUUUAAUUGUUUACCAAAUUGUGUUGAUUUAGUGUAGCCUUUGACAAAGUCUUAUUCUUGGUGAAACAUCUAAAUAUUACAUUUUACAACAGAUAUUGUAAGAGUAAUGUUAAAAGUAGGAGUUUUCAGACUGACAUGAGUACCAGCUGGGCUGCUGCCAGCUGUACAAUGGAUGGAUUCACUUGUACUUCUGAUGGCCACCAGGCCCGGAGUGGGGGAUGGCCGGGGCCUCCCGCACCCUCCCGGCCUGCCUGAUAUUGCCCGGUUCAAGUCUAAAUCUACUAAGAGGUUGCAUAUACAAAGUAAAUUAAUCCCCAAAAGAUGCAAACACAUAAUCUGUGAUUGUAAAAACUGAAUAAAGCAAAUUUCAUGGCCUAUAUCUAUCCUUUGAAGAGCUCAAAUGAAACAUAUAUAUAUAUAUAUAUAUAUAUAUAUAUAUAUAUAUAUAUAUAUAUAUAUAUAUAUAUAUAUAUAUAUAUAUAUAUAUAUAUAUAUAUAUGAACACAAACUCUUUAACUUUUUAUGCCAUAAUAUUGCAUCUUGUGCCAAACUUGAAUCUACUUGUUUGACACUCAAUUAUUGCUAGUUAUUGAACACUCACAAAAUAAUUUUCCCGCUAAUAAUGACAAAUAUAAAGCUUCAUUAAUUCUAGGUUUGCAUUAGUCCAGGAAGCAAUCAUUUAUCCAUCAAUGAACAUCACCAUGUGUUUGUAAGAAUAUUCUGAGAAUGGAAGAUAACACAACUCAUAGAGUAUAUUAAAAAAUUAUAAUUUGGUGGGUAAUAUCUAAUAUAUUCAUAAAUAUUUCAGUUUUGAGCGAUUCAUACUUAAUGUCCAUAGAAUCUAUUUACUGCCACAUAAAACAUACAAAAAUAAAAAUGAAAAUGGGAUUCAUGAAAAAAAAAAGACUAGAUAAAAA